AUCCUAGGAUGCUCUGCAGGUUGGAUGACGGCAGGAACCACGUACGUGCCCCAGCGGUCAGCCCGCAGCGAAGGCGUGCAUCUUCUAGGUGCGGCUGCCGGAGGACACGCUCACUCGAUGGAUUGGAAUGUCCCUUCGCACUUGCUAAGAGGUCAGAAAUGGACCAUAACCACAUCUGACACUUACUGAGCAGGAACGAAAAGAAUCUGCAGAAGGAGAACAAAGAAAGGGCUGAGCGGCCGGUGGCGGUCCCCAACACUGACUCACCCUCUUUAAGUGGACUAAAGGAUUCAUUAAACCUCAAUGCAGAGUAAACAGCACGAGCUCUUCCCUUGGACAUAUGGGGGACCCACACCAGCAGCAAGUCUCUGAAUUAAAGCUCCCGGGUUGCUCGGCAACGGGGUAGCCAAUCCUCCGCCCUGCUAGGUAACCUGAGGGCAUAUAAUCCGUCCUUUCGGCAUCCCCUCCUCCCGUCUGGCGUUGGCGUCAUCAUUUCCAGCAAGAGCACAGCCCCCCUGAGACUCUGCGGUUUCAGAUUGGCCAACUGUAGGCUCCAGAAGCUCCCUGGGGCCUCAAGUCACUGAACUGCCAUGUCUGGGAAUCCAGUGCCAACCUCAGAACAGAACAGUCAUGUUCUACAGGCUACUAAUCUUAGGCAGUCAGAGAAGAAGUGUUCAUGGGCCUCCUACAUGACGAACUCCCCGACACUUAUUGUAAUGAUUGGCCUGCCAGCCCGGGGCAAGACCUAUGUAUCCAAGAAACUCACCCGCUACCUCAACUGGAUUGGGGUCCCCACCAAAGUUUUUAAUCUCGGGGUGUAUCGACGUGAAGCAGUCAAAUCAUAUAAAUCCUACGACUUCUUCCGUCAUGACAAUGAAGAGGCCAUGAAGAUCCGAAAACAGUGUGCCCUGGUGGCCCUACAAGAUGUUAAGGCAUAUUUCACAUAUGAGUGUGGUCAGAUUGCGGUAUUUGAUGCUACCAAUACCACCCGGGAAAGAAGGGACCUGAUCUUGAACUUUGCCAAGGAGAACGCCUUCAAGGUGUUCUUCGUGGAAUCCGUCUGUGAUGAUCCUGAUGUGAUUGCAGCCAACAUUCUGGAAGUGAAGGUCUCAAGCCCGGACUACCCGGAGAGGGACAGGGAGAAUGUGAUGGAGGACUUCCUGAAGAGAAUCGAGUGUUACAAAGUCACCUAUCGGCCUCUUGACCCUGACCACUAUGACAAGGAUCUGUCCUUCAUCAAGGUGAUCAAUGUGGGGCAGCGGUUCCUGGUGAACCGGGUUCAGGACUAUAUCCAAAGCAAGAUUGUAUACUACCUCAUGAACAUUCACGUCCAGCCCCGAACCAUCUAUCUUUGUCGUCAUGGAGAGAGCGAGUUCAACCUAUUGGGCAAGAUCGGUGGUGACUCUGGUCUCUCGUCCCGAGGAAAGCAGUUUGCUCAAGCACUAAGGAAGUUCCUGGAGGAACAGGAAAUUGUGGACCUCAAAGUAUGGACCAGCCAGCUAAAGAGAACCAUCCAGACUGCAGAGUCCCUGGGUGUGACCUAUGAGCAAUGGAAGAUCCUGAAUGAGAUUGAUGCUGGUGUGUGUGAAGAGAUGACCUAUGAGGAGAUUGAGAAGCAAUACCCAGAAGAGUUUGCCCUUCGGGAUCAAGACAAGUAUCUGUAUCGCUACCCUGGAGGGGAGUCAUACCAGGACCUGGUGCAGCGGCUGGAGCCGGUCAUCAUGGAGUUAGAGCGCCAAGGCAACGUCCUCGUCAUCUCCCACCAAGCUGUCAUGCGCUGCCUUCUGGCCUACUUCUUGGACAACAGUGCAGAUGAGCUGCCCUACUUGAGGUGCCCACUCCACACCAUCUUCAAACUCACACCUGUGGCCUAUGGAUGCAAAGUGGAAAUAAUAAGUCUCAAUGUGGAAGCUGUGAACACUCACCGAGACAGGCCUGCUGCAAAAAUGGGGCUGGCCAUGUGAAGGGACUCUACCCCAGAGCCCCUCAAGAUGCCCGGCUCUGGAUAAGGAGGCCAGGGCCAGAUAUCUCCAGGAGACGCAGCCAGAUCUACUGUUCACUGCCAAACUUGGGACUUCGGCGCUGCAGGGGCUAGAGCAGGAAGCUAAGUGGGGGAAGCUGGGCUUUGGGGACCAUUCAGAAGAGUCCUGGAAAACAAAUGGCAAACAUAACUACAUUUUCUCUCCAGUGGAUACCAUGAAUAUCAGCCAGGCUGGGAAACUCAGUGUAUCCUAGGCUCCUUCAUGGCCUGGACCAGCUUCUCUGAACGGAAGUUUCACUUUGUUUUUAAUUCUCUCUUUGCUGGAUUUAGCCUGCAUGGAUUAUGCUGGCUUUUAUUUAGACAUUCUAUGCCCUACCUGUGGCUGCCUGUACCUUUAGCUGACUGCUUUAUCUCUGGGCACUAAGGCCAUUGUCUGAAUUUUGUUGUUACCUGGUGAGGGGACUAAUCUCUACAAGGACUGGAGCUCAGCCUGGGCCACUCAUCACCCGCAGUCCCUUUCAGGCAGUCACCUCUGAAGCCCAGACCCCACUUUCACCUUUGCAGGACACUUCUGCCCUCUUACGAACAAGAAAGGGAAGAGGUUUGGGGAUGCACUCAGUGUCUUUGGUGAAAUGGCUGCCACUGUUUCAAAGGAAGUCCUUUGCUUUGAAACUAUUUUUCUUGAUUUUAGGUUCUUGGCCCAGGCUCCUUAAGGGCAGAAUUUUCUGAAAGGCCCUCCAAGAUAAGUCCAUGCUUGCUCCUGAUUUCUCCCUUGUAGUUACUGUCUUUUCCAAUACUGGAUUUUUUUUUUCCGCCUAAUGCUGUGUGCCUCUCCUAGCUGGAGGAGAGUACAGUUCCAGUUGGGAAGGAGAUUGACAUCCUAUACGCUUCCUUUUGGCAAUGGAACAAAGCUUUUUAGGAAAUAACUUCAUCUGAAAUUUCUCUGCGCUUCAAACUAUCAGACCCUCAGUAGCAGGGUCUGUCUCAGGGCCUCAUGGUCUCCAAGGAGGCUGUGACUAAUUAAGGAAGCUGUCAGCGAGGCGUGAAGACAGCAGCUUGGCCUGCCACCCCUCCCACAGUUGGCCUGUCCCCGGCUCUAGGGGUCCAUCCAGCUCCUUUGUCAGACGGAGCUUGUAGGGGCAAGGGGAAAGCAGAUGCACUCAGGGCUUGGGAGCUGGCUCCCUUUGGUUUCUCUUAAAGGCUAUAGGGCUAUUGCCCUACCACUCUGCACUGGACUGUGCCAGAAUAAAGGGGUACGGCUUACCCCACGUGGCGGUCAGAACUUCUAAAGCAAACCUGGCUAGUCUGACAAGGAUAAUGCGCUUUUAAAAUUUUUGUCUUUGUUUAUAAUUUUAAAAAAGUCACUGAGAUGAGCAUGUCAUGGGGAUGGAGGGGAGUGAAGAAAAGGGGGGCUUUCAAGGAAGAAAGACAAAUAAUUAAGAAGGGAACUUUCCCCAUGUGAUCCUACUAUUACAUGGGAGAUACAGGGUUCUUAAUUACCUAACAUGUGAAGGUCUGAGCUGCAGGCAGUUCAACCUCCCAGUGAUUACAGGCUACACAUAUACCCUUGCAUCCAGGUAGCCCUUCAACCUUCCCUGUAACAAGUGAUUUUUUUUUUAACCUGGCUACUGGAAGCCAAUACUUGGAAAAUUCUCUCAUUCUCGCUGCCUCUUUGUAUGCAUUCUGGUGUUGUCUUCGUUUUGGUUUAUGGCUUUGUUUCAUCCUUGCAGGGCAUUUGAGUUUGCCACCCAAAUAAUGAAUUCCUCUUUACUGGAUGUCUUCAAGCAAAGCACUGGUGGUGUGUUUUUUACCUUGCUUAGGUAGGAUGGCCUCUGAGGGUCCUUCCAACUUUGAUAUUCUGUGGGGGUCAGUUUUUCCAGCAAAGAUUUUUUUUUUUUUGGUAAAGUGAAUUUGCCUUAUGUGAAUCCUUUUUUCCUCUACUGAGUUUCUUUUAUAAAAUCAUUUCCAAGGAAAAAAAGUUUUAGCUUCCAGAAGUCAUAAAAUGCCUCAGAAUGUAAUAAAUCCUUUAAAUUGUGCACUCAGGGAAAAAAAAUGACAAAUUCUAGACAAGACAAUAAGAUACAAAACAUUUAAUAAUACUGUUCAGAGGAUUAAUAAUUUAAAACUGCCUAUUUUAUGAACAAUGAAUUAGUAGACAAUACUUAAUGUUUCUUAUCUAUGCAGCUCAUUGAGGACCAGUGCCUAGCACAGCGCCUUGCACAUACAUAGGGAGCAACUUUAAUCAAAAGUUGUUAGCUCGAAUCAUUAGCACUUCAGAAAUGGUAUUUAUGUCUGUGUGACCUUGGAACAAUUCACCCCUCUGGGCCUAAAUUUCCUUAUCUGUAAAAUGUGGGGAUUGGACUAAUUGAUUAGAGGGCCUUUCCAGCUUUAAAUGGAUGAUCUAACAAUCCUGAAGUUCUUCUCAGCUUCAAACUGAUGAUUUGUGACUCUUAGUUUUCUGAAUUGAUUGCUGAACAUUAAUCUGCUGCUAUUGCACCUUGGUAGAAGGUGCAAAAAAUACCAAUGACAUCAUAGAUUCAGAACAAAAAAAUCAGUGGGUCAAUUUGAGCUCCACUGUAUACAUUAAACAGUUCCUGGAACCCUUUAACUGGAUGUGGUAAUAGAAACAAUGAUAAGAUUAGCUUUUACCUUCUUGUUGGAGGAAAUUUCUGAUUCAGUGAACAAACUUAUGAAGCUGAGAAUUGUUAGGUUAAGUGAGUAGGGGCAUGUGUAUAAAUAAGCCCUGGUAAAUAUGUUUGCCAUCAAUAUCAAGACCAGCACUGUCGUGAUGCUGUGAGAGUUUAUGAAAAUUUCAGGCUGCUUGGUGGGGUAUUUUUGCAUUCAGUCCCCUGACUAAGAAGGAUAAAUGGGAUCCUUCUUCCUUCCCAUUUCACAGUGCUCCCUGAGAGCAGAGACUGUUUCCUUUCAGUCUUUGCAUUUCCAGCACCUAGCAUGUGAUAAGCACUCAGAUGUUGAAUAUGUGGAGUUUGAAUAGCUGAGACCUUUAGAGGCUGUGACACACCCAAGGUCACAAAGUAAAUCCUUGAUAGAGCUAGAAUGAAAGUUUCUACCACAUUACAGAGUGAAUGGUAAGGACUGUAACUGUAAACAGCCCUCCUAAUCACAGCUAAUAGCCUUAUUAGGAGCUAGGCCAGAAGCUGGUGGUCCAAAGCAUUCUUCAGUCUUAGGUGAAGGUUAUUAUUAUCCCUUAGUUCUAACUCAUGAAUGAGAUCAGCAUUUUUUUCUCACCAGGUAAUCCUCCCUAGGUGGCCCAAACCUCACUCAUGGUGGUAAUCUUCAACUUGUGCCCAGGCCAACCAAUUCCCCACCAUCACCCCAAUAUACACACUUGGUAGCCCCAAGGUGUUGCUUGUCAUUCUGCUAGGAGUUUUUGUUGGGGUUUUUUUAAAUGAACUGGAAGGGAUUUUAGAGAUCAUCUAGUCCAGUACCCUCCUACUUAAUAUAAGAGGAGAAAAUGGCCCAAAGAGGGGAAAAUGACUGGGAAUAUACUGUAAUUAUUUGGAAUAUAAAGGGAAAAAAAGAAACAUAAGCGGUUCACUUAAUCAGUUCUGCUUUUUUUCAAGUGAAAGAGGCACUUGUUUUAAUGUUAAAAUGUUCAGUUUUGUAGUGGAGAUAAUAUAGAAGAUGAGAAUGAGGGAAGGAAGGAGGAAAAGGAGCAGGUCCUUUAAAGGUGACUGCAUUAGCACAAAGAAUAGAGCUUCCUAUUUCCAUGGUGUAGAUUUCUUUUUUGAAAAAAAGUUCAAGGCACUUUUUCCUCUUCACCCCAUUUUCCUGAUUUUUUUCCUCCCUUCCUUUACCCCAUUUUACUGAUUUUUCUUCCUUCCCUCACCCCAUUUUCCUGAUUUUUUUUCUUUCCUUCUCUCACCCCACUUUCUAGAUGGAGCAUGAGAAACUUCUCUUGCAGCCCUGGCAGCACUUUAUAUAUUAUUAAGAAUGGCAAUAUGAUUUUCUUUUCUUUUUGUCUAUGUUUUGUUUUUGUUCAAGCCAGCAGUGAAAAAAACAUAGGUCAGACUUUAACAGCACCUUGAGGUAACUGGCUGAGGUGUAGGAACUCUGUUCGGCCUCUAGGAGGAAGCAGUGUUUUCUCCAUCAGGAGACCUGUGGUCUAGCUCUGGUGCUGGCCAGGUGUAAAAGAGCCUCCAUCUAAUCUACUUCCAGAUUCCUCCAGGGGAGCCUUCUACAGUCAGCUUCACCUCCUACGGUGUCCCUCCUCUGUUACUGCCAUUUUAGAAUCCCGAUACAAUGGAAGGAAGGAAGCUGGACAUUCCUGAGGCAUUAUUGACUAUGAUUUGUUAAAUAUUAUUUUACAUAUGUGCUUCCCAGAAUCACUUCUGGCACCGGUUAAUUGCUUUUUUUUCUCAUUGAUUUCUGGGUGACUCUAGACUUUGAAGCCAGCCUGGAGUACAUAUAAUAUGGUGAAUGUGAUAGGGGGGAGGGGAGGGUGGGAGUUGAUUUGUGGGGUGGUCUCAGAUUUGGGAGUGGGAGGGAGAGGAAGGAAAAGCACUUUCAGCCAUAAAGUCUGCCAGUGUCUUAUUUUGGAGAUGUGGGGAUGAAGAAAUGGCAUAUGCUUUGAGUUACUAGAAAAGGGAAAUUUGUGUUAUUCUUGAAGAAUGGUUUGAAUUUUCUUAUUUGUAUUUAUACCUAAGAAAAUAUAUAAGUAAACUGAUCUCUUCUUUCUGAAUGUACUGCACAGAAGCCAUUGCAAUGAGGCUUAUUUGCAAUAAAGCAUUUUCUGAAAUUC
Molecule: messenger RNA, 6743 nt
Organism: Phascolarctos cinereus (koala)
Lineage: Eukaryota; Metazoa; Chordata; Mammalia; Diprotodontia; Phascolarctidae
Gene: PFKFB2
Product: 6-phosphofructo-2-kinase/fructose-2,6-biphosphatase 2
Biological process (GO): fructose metabolic process; fructose 2,6-bisphosphate metabolic process
Cellular component (GO): cytosol
Molecular function (GO): ATP binding; fructose-2,6-bisphosphate 2-phosphatase activity; 6-phosphofructo-2-kinase activity
Source: RefSeq, a predicted model, not a curated record